Messenger RNA from Oncorhynchus kisutch (coho salmon), 7196 nucleotides. RefSeq names its product tyrosine-protein kinase receptor Tie-1. Bases 246 to 3662 code for a protein of 1138 amino acids. Gene Ontology annotation, cellular component: signaling receptor complex; plasma membrane. The transcript is spliced from 23 exons. The record is from RefSeq and is a predicted model, not a curated record. Gene Ontology annotation, molecular function: protein binding; ATP binding; transmembrane receptor protein tyrosine kinase activity. Gene Ontology annotation, biological process: cell surface receptor protein tyrosine kinase signaling pathway; multicellular organism development; positive regulation of angiogenesis. Lineage: Eukaryota; Metazoa; Chordata; Actinopteri; Salmoniformes; Salmonidae.
GCUCAGAUUGGAUCUGGAGAAUGUGACAUGAUCUGGAACACUCAUAGGGAAAGAGAUAUCACUGCGAGGAUUACUUUACUGUUAAAAACAGUUAUCGGAAUUGAUGGAAAUGCGCAAAGACACGCGCGGUUCUUUGGCACGCUGGGGACCGCCGCUAGGAAUGUAGAAGUGUCCGCUUUUAACCGAAGAAUUGGAUUGGAGAAGCCACUGCUCAUUUGUGAUUUGCGGUUUUGAGGAUUACAAUUAUGAUUGAUAUCUUGUACUUGUUGUGCCUCAUACCUGUGUCAGGUGCGGUUACAGACCUGACGAUGAUCUCCAACGCCGUGGCCUCCACCCCUCAGCGCUUCUCCAUAUCUUGCCUCAUAGGGGAGCGGGACGCAGCAGAGUUAGACCUGGACAUCAAGAAGGACAACAGCAUUCUCAUCCUCCCCUCACCGUCCCAAUACAGCGUCAAGAGGCCCAAGAACAAGGAGGUGGUGGCCAACGAGUUUGUUGGUAUAGUGGACCAGACGGGCAUCUUCUAUUGUCAUGCAUCAAAGGGAACUAGUCCUACUAGAAACCUGGUCACAGUCACUCUCAUCAACAACUACAGCAAAGGUCUUUUUGUCCCGGUCCACCUCACAGUGACGAUUAACAAAGGGGACACAGUCCACCUGGCCAUGCAGGUCCUCAGCUCCCAGAGGAGAGAUGUCACCUGGAAGUACAAUGGAAACUAUUUCUACAUGACCCACUGGGGUGAUGUGUCCAACAGUACGACUGUAGUAACCCUUGAGAACGUGGCUCGUGCCAACGAGGGCAUCUACAGUGCAUGCUUCGUGGGAGACAGUCCCAUCAAUGGAGCCUGGAUGAGGCUGAUUGUCAGAGACUGUGGCAGUAAGAAGUGGGGUGCCGACUGUGACAAGGACUGUCCAGAGUGUCUCAAUGGAGGGGUGUGCCACGACAGUGAUGGGGACUGUAUCUGUCCACCAGGGUUCAUGGGGAUGCGCUGCGAGACAGCCUGCAGAGAGGGGAUGUUUGGCCGUAACUGUCAGGAGUGGUGCAGGUCAGAGCUGGACUGUGUAGGGCUGAGGUUCUGCCUGGCUGACCCUUACGGAUGCUCCUGUGCCAGCGGAUGGUUUGGGAACCACUGCAACAGAUCCUGCCACAGGGACAUGUACGGGGCAGACUGCAGGCUGAGCUGUAGGUGUAAGAACGGAGGAGUGUGUAACCGUUUCAGUGGAUGUCAGUGUCCCACUGGCUGGAGAGGACAGCACUGUGAGAAAUCAGACCGCGCCCCUCAGAUCUUGGACAUGGCCAGUAGUCUGGAGUGGAACCUUGACUCCAGCCCUGAGAUCCUGUGUUCUGCCACAGGCAACCCCCUGCCUAGCCACACCAGCAUCGAGCUGCGCAAACUGGACAGUUCUGUGCUCAAGGCGUCUCGCACCACCAUGGACUCCAAUAAGAGCACAGCCCAGUUUGAGAUCCCUCGUCUGUCCUUCGAGCAUGCUGGGUUAUGGGAGUGCAGGGUCUCCACCAAUGGGGGACAAGACUCCCGCAAGUUCAACCUCACUGUCAAAGAGCCGCCGUGCCCCAACACCCCUCCCAAGCUGCUGGAGAAGAGGAGUAAGCAACUGGUGGUGAUGCCUGUGGAUUCCUACAGAGGAGACGGACCCAUAGACUCCACCAAGCUCCUCUACAAGCCCAUGGAGACCGGAGACUCCUGGUCCUCCAUCAUAGUGUACAGUAGAGAGCCUAUAACUCUGAUGAAUCUGAAGCCGUCUACACGCUACCACGUCCGUGUCCAGCUGACCCGUCCUGGGGAGGGAGGGGAGGGAUCUUUGGGGCCCGAGGCCAUCAUGGAGACUGACUGUCCAGAGCCAACGGUUCGACCGGAGAUUGACUUCAGUUCGCUGGAGGGCCGCAACGCCACCGUACGCUGGCUGUUGCCUGGUAACGAUGGCGGGGCUGUGGGUGCGGCCAGCGGGUUCUUAGUGCAGCUCUUUGGGCCCUCCCCCUCAGGAGAGAAGCUGAGAGAGGAGACCACCCUGCUCAAUGUGCUCUCCACCAAGUUCUACAACCUGCAGUACCACCAAGACUACACAGUGGUCGUCAGGCUGCUCAACUGUGGCAGUCUGGGGCCUGCCUCUAAGCCUUACCACUUCCGCAUCAACAGCCAGGGUCCCUCCUCCCCUCGUAAUGUCCAGGCCCUGCCCCUGUCUGUGUCUGCAGUGCAGGUGAAGUGGCAGCCCCCUGAGGACCCUAACGGGGGCAUAGUGAAGUACAUCAUAGAGUACCAGCCAGUGGGUCAGGGCAGCCUGCACCCCUGGGUAGAUACAGACGAUGGCAACAAGACGGCUAAAGACGUGACAGCACUUAACGGGAGUACUCUCUACCAGUUCAGAGUGAGAGCCUUCUCUAAAGUACCGGGGGAGUGGAGCAAGUUGGUCCAUGCCAGGACCCAGGGAGAUGGCUUCCAGGACUUCACUCCAACCACCCAGGGUGUGGGGGGGCGUCCAGGCAGCGAGGGCUACCAGCUGGUGGUGGCGGUAGUGGGGUCUGUGACGGUCACCUGUGUCACCAUCCUGCUGGCCCUGCUGGCCCUCUUCUGCAUCCGCAAGACCCUGCUCAACCGCAGACGCAACUUCACCUACCAGUCUGGAUCGGUGAGAGACAGAGGAGAGGAGACCAUCCUGCAGUUUAACUCUGGGACCCUGACCCUGACGAGGAGACCCAAGCCUGCCGCCGAGUCCCUCACCUACCCCAUCCUGGAGUGGGAUGACAUCAAGUUUGAGGACGUCAUCGGAGAGGGCAACUUCGGCCAGGUCAUCAAGGCCAUGAUCAAGAAGGAUGGGGCCAAGAUGAGCGCUGCUAUCAAGAUGCUGAAAGAGUUUGCCUCUGAGAAUGACCACCGGGACUUUGCAGGAGAGCUGGAGGUAUUGUGUAAACUGGGCCAGCAUCCCAACAUCAUCAAUCUCAUAGGAGCCUGUGAAAACAGGGGGUACCUGUAUAUUGCCAUUGAGUACGCCCCCUAUGGUAACCUGCUUGACUUUCUGCGUAAGAGCAGAGUCCUGGAGACAGACCCCGCCUUUGCCAAGGAGCAUGGCACCGCAUCCACCCUCACCUCCCAACAACUGCUGCAGUUUGCCGUCGACGUGGCAACUGGCAUGCACUACCUUAGUGACAAACAGUUUAUCCACAGAGAUCUGGCAGCGAGGAAUGUUCUAGUGGGAGACAACCUGGUCGCUAAGAUAGCAGACUUCGGUCUGUCCAGAGGAGAGGAGGUCUAUGUGAAGAAGACCAUGGGGAGGUUGCCUGUGCGUUGGAUGGCGAUAGAGUCCCUAAACUACAGUGUGUACACCACCAAGAGUGACGUAUGGUCUUUCGGUGUACUUCUAUGGGAGAUAGUGAGUUUAGGUGGUACUCCUUACUGUGGGAUGACCUGUGCCGAGCUUUAUGAGAAGCUCCCUCAGAGCUACAGGAUGGAACAGCCCAGGAAUUGUGACGACGAAGUGUAUGAGUUGAUGAGGCAGUGCUGGAGAGACCGGCCCUAUGAGAGACCUCCGUUCUCCCAGAUCUCUGUACAGCUCAACAGAAUGCAGGAGGCCAGGAAGGCCUACGUGAACAUGGCGCUCUUUGAGAACUUCACCUAUGCUGGGAUAGACGCCACGGCCGAGGAGGCCUGACUUCCAGCCCCCCCAGACCCCGACAGGUCUCGUAGCCCACAGGAGAGGCCCCGAGGCUGGGCACCGCGUUACUGCCACCCCCCUGCUGCGGCCCAACGUGGGGACCGGUGGAACAACAGACGAUCCACCCGGACCACUAGGCUAUAGAGGGAGGACUGUGAAAGGACACUAUAUCAAGGUCUGAUGGGGGGACUGGUCGGGACUGGUUGGGACUGGUUGGGACUGGUUUGGGAGUUAUAACACUGGACUUGGUGCUUGUUUGAAGGAAAGUGUGGAAGAGGAAGGUGCUACAUCACAUGUGCUACACUGACAGACUCACAUGUGCUACACUGACAGACUCACAUGAUACUACACUGACAGAGUCACAUGAUACUACACUGACAGAGUCACAUGAUACUACACUGACAGACUCACAUGAUACUACACUGACAGAGUCACAUGAUACUACACUGACAGACUCACAUGAUACUACACUGACAGACUCACAUGAUACUAUACUGACAGAGUCACAUGAUACUACACUGACAGACUCACAUAAUACUACACUGACAGAGUCACAUGAUACUACACUGACAGUGUAUGUGGGGUGCCCUAUGACCUUUCCUCCAUCCAAAUGGAGAGAAUACCUUUCUAUGGACACAUGGACACACGUGGAGUUUGCUGUUCAUUCUGAGAUGGAUUGAGAUGGAUCCGCCUGGGGAGAAACAUACAAUGUAGCACUUGAACCUGAAAUCUGUGUAUUCAACGUGUAUAUUCACUUAUUUCCUGUCUUUCGGAUGGGACGUUAAACGGCUGUCCUGACUCUCUGUGGUCACUAAAGAUCCCAUGGCACUUAUCAUAAGAGUAGGGGUGUUAACCCCGGUGUCCAGGCUAAAUUCCCAAUCUGUCUCUCAUACCAUCAUGGUCACCUUAUCAUCUCCAGCUUCCAAUUGGCUCAUUCAUCUCCUCUCCCCUGUAGCGAUUCCCCAGGUCGCUGCUGUAAAUGACAAUGUGACCGCUGUGCUUUUUACUGUCUCUCCUUCCUCUUAAAGUGUACUUACAGAAUAUAUCAUCCCUUUGUAAAAGUUGAGUAUAAAUCAUAUACACAGACCACCUGUUUACCUUUGUGACAUACUGUAUGCUACCUGCAUCUCUUUGAAUGGUGUAUCUAUCUACUCUGUGAGAAAAUAGGUUUUGUUUUCUUGAUCUCACAGAGGCACGUAAUAAGUAACUUGAGCUGUGAAUCUAAAGUAGCAAAUGUGACUUUUUUCCCCCUAUCAUAUCUAACCCAGCGAUGCUGUACUGCUCUGCUGCCACUGUUUUGCCACUGAGUCCUGGGAGGUGUGAGGUUAAAUGAAGUGAUGUUCAAAAGAACAUGGUGACCUACUUUUAUCCCUCUGGGUGUCAGCGUGUUGGGGUGUUAGGGAUAAACCGCAGCCCAGGCUCAUUGGGGCCUGAGGUUGACAGGUAACUGGCCUCUUCCCUGCAGCACAGAGCUGAUCUGUCAACACACAAACACACACCCUGUGAUCUGGCCUCUUCCCUGCUUCAGAGAGCUGAUCUGUCAACACACACACACACACCCUGUGGCCUGGCCUCUUCCCUGCUUCAGAGAGCUGAUCUGUCAACACACACACACACACACCCUGUGGCCUGGCCUCUUCCCUGCUGCAGAGAGCUGAUCUGUCAACACACACACACACCCUGUGGCCUGGCCUCUUCCCUGCUGCAGAGAGCUGAUCUGUCAACACACACACACACAUACACACACCCUGUGGCCUGGCCUCUUCCCUGCUUCAGAGAGCUGAUCUGUCAACACACACACACACACAUCCUGUGGCCUGGCCUCUUCCCUGCUGCAGAGAGCUGAUCUGUCAACACACACACACACAUACACACACCCUGUGGCCUGGCCUCUUCCCUGCUGCAGAGAGCUGAUCUGUCAACACACACACACACACACCCUGUGGCCUGGCCUCUUCCCUGCUGCAGAGAGCUGAUCUGUCAACACACACACACACACACCCUGUGGCCUGGCCUCUUCCCUGCUGCAGAGAGCUGAUCUGUCAACACACACACACACACAUACACACACCCUGUGGCCUGGCCUCUUCCCUGCUUCAGAGAGCUGAUCUGUCAACACACACACACACACAUCCUGUGGCCUGGCCUCUUCCCUGCUGCAGAGAGCUGAUCUGUCAACACACACACACACAUACACACACCCUGUGGCCUGGCCUCUUCCCUGCUUCAGAGAGCUAAUCUGUCAACACACACACACACAUACACACACCCUGUGGCCUGGCCUCUUCCCUGCUGCAGAGAGCUGAUCUGUCAACACACACACACACAUACACACACCCUGUGGCCUGGCCUCUUCCCUGUUUCAGAGAGCUGAUCUGUCAACACACACACACACAUACACACACCCUGUGGCCUGGCCUCUUCCCUGCUGCAGAGAGCUGAUCUGUCAACACACACACACACAUACACACACCCUGUGGCCUCUUCCCUGCUUCAGAGAGCUGAUCUGUCAACACACACACACACAUACACACACCCUGUGGCCUGGCCUCUUCCCUGCUGCAGAGAGCUGAUCUGUCAACACACAAACACACACCCUGUGGCCUGGCCUCUUCCCUGCUGCAGAGAGCUGAUCUGUCAGAGGAUUUCCUCCUGCUGCUGACACCAGGACACCAGCCACAGGCUAGGACUGAGGACUGGCACGCAGAGCCCUGCUGAGCUCAGUUUCCUGACACCCGAACACACACACACACACACACACACACACACACACACACACACACACACACACACACACACACACACACACACACACACACACACACACACACACACACACACACACACACACACACACACACACACACACUACUUGUACACAUCUAUGUAUGAACAAAAAGGCAUGAACCAAAACGAUAACAAACUGGUCCUGUCUGAACCUACAUUUUAACAAACUGGUCCUGUCUGAACCUACAUUAUAACAAACUGGUCCUGUCUGAACCUACAUUAUAACAAACUGGUCCUGUCUGAAUCUACAUGAUAACAAACUGGCCCUGUCUGAAUCUACAUGAUAACAAACUGGUCCUGUCUGAACCUACAUUAUAACAAACUGGUCCUGUAUGAACCUACAUUAUAACAAACUGGUCCUGUAUGAACCUACAUUAUAACAAACUGGUCCUGUCUGAACCUACAUUAUAUCAAAGUCGUCCUGUUUGAACCUACAUUAUAACAAACUGGUCCUGUCUGAACCUACAUUAUAACAAACUGGUCCUGUCUGAACCUACAUGAUAACAAACUGGUCCUGUCUGAACCUACAUUAUAACAAACUGGUCCUGUCUGAACCUACUAUAUAACAAGCUGGUUCUGUAUGGCUCAGUUGACAGAGCAUGUCGAUUGCAACAGUAGGAUUGUGGGUUCGAUUCCCAGGUCCACCCAUACGUAGAAAUGUAUGUUGCUUUGGAAAAGUGUCUGCUAAAUGUCAUUCACAUAAUAUAUUAAAACAUACAGUACACCAAGCUGUAUUCUACUAUC